This is a messenger RNA of Falco peregrinus (peregrine falcon), 6893 nucleotides long. RefSeq names its product KLF transcription factor 13 (gene KLF13). Gene Ontology annotation, molecular function: RNA polymerase II cis-regulatory region sequence-specific DNA binding; DNA-binding transcription factor activity, RNA polymerase II-specific. The record is from RefSeq and is a predicted model, not a curated record. The transcript is spliced from 2 exons. The coding region runs from base 762 to 1595 and encodes 277 amino acids. NCBI's taxonomy places the organism in Eukaryota, Metazoa, Chordata, Aves, Falconiformes, Falconidae. Gene Ontology annotation, biological process: regulation of transcription by RNA polymerase II.
UGCGAGAGGGGCAGGGAGGGCGCUUCACGCUCGCACAGCCGCCGGCCGGGGCAGGCUGCGGGCGCUUUCCCGCGGGCGGAGGGGCCGGCGCCCGCCGCUCUGCGCGCUGCGGCCCUGCGGCUGGGGUGGCUGCGGGGGGCGGAGGGUGCCGCACGCUCCCGCGGCGGGUGGCGUGGCCGCGCGGCGCCCCCCCGCCAGCCAAUCGGCCGCUUCCUUUCAUUUGCGGGCGGCGGGCCCGGCCCUGCCCGCGCGCUGCCGAGCUCCCGGCCCCGCGCGCCGCCAACCUGAUGGGCGCAGGAUGUGGCUUCGCGGUGACGUCAGGCCCAGAUGUUUGUCCAGGCCACGCCCCCGCAGGGGUCCGGGCGACUCCGAGGAGCGAUAACGGGGAAAGCUUAUUCUACUGUCACAACGCAAUGGAAGGGCUGGGGAAACCGCAUCUUGAUCUUAUUGCGUUCUCGAAAGAACAGCAUUAAUUCAUACUCCAGACAACCAGCUGCCAGUGCCCAGGAUCUGUCUGCUCUUUUUUUUUUCUCAUCCAUUGGACUUCCAACGCUUUUUUGAUUUAGAGACGAGCUGGGUGUUAUCGUCACGAACAAAGUCUGGUUUUGAUGGCUGCUAAAUCAGCCUUUACUUCUACAAAGAGAUCCUAAGAAAUAAGAGAGGAAAAAGUCUGCUCACACAAUCUUUUUAGAAAGGGAAAGAGCAGUGUUGUGGGGUUUUUUUCCCUCUUCUGUUUGGAUUUCUUUAUAAACUUACAAAAAAUGGCAACAGCAGCAUAUGUGGAUCAUUUUGCAGCAGAGUGCCUUGUUUCUAUGUCCAGUCGUGCUGUUAUCCAUAGUCCCAAAGGAGAGCCUGAUCCUCAACCUGAUGCAGCAAUACCUCCUUCAUCGAAUGGAGAAGAUAAGCGGGAAGUCAGAGAAACUGGGAAAGACAAUGGAUCAUCGUUACUUGUGGUAGCUAGCAUUUUAGCUGAUCUCAACCAGCAUGUCCCAAACUCACCCGCUCUAAGGAUGGAAAAAUCAGAAACCUUUGAUAUCACAGAACAAAUACACAUUUCUAUUGCUCCUAAGGAGUUUGGGGAAGAAAGUGUGUCUUCGGCUGGUAAGCGUGGAGGAGGAAGAGCAGCCACACCUACUAGCCUGGCUGCAGUAACUGAGCCAAGUCCCAGACAAAAGAACAAACGCAUGAGAAGCUGGACUGACCCUGGAUCACCCCAGAAAAAGCACAAAUGCCACUAUGUGGGGUGUGAAAAAGUUUAUGGCAAAUCUUCCCAUCUUAAAGCUCAUCUAAGGACCCACACAGGUGAACGACCUUUUGAAUGCAAUUGGCAAGGAUGUAAUAAGAAGUUUGCUCGCUCGGAUGAGCUGGCCCGCCAUUACCGCACUCACACUGGAGAAAAGAAGUUCAGCUGUCCUCUCUGUGAGAAACGCUUCAUGCGCAGCGAUCAUCUGACAAAGCAUGCCCGUCGCCAUGCCAAUUUCCACCCAAGCAUGCUCAAGAGGCGAAGCGGAAGCAGCUCAAGAACAGGAUCUGUCAGUGACUACAGCCGCUCAGAUGCCUCAAGUCCAACAAUUAGUCCUGCCAGUUCCCCAUAGACCUACCUGCACUGGAUGUCAGCACUUUGCCUCUAAUACCUAAUGUGGAGUUUUGUUUGUGUUGCACACACUUAAAAAACUGUUGCUUCCCCUCUUCAGUUCCCCACCCCACCUUUUUUUUUUAAAAAAAAAUCAGUAAAUAGCUGCCUUCCACUGCAAUUUCCAGUCAAAUUUUCUUUACCCAACCAGACAAGUGGCUAUUCUAACCUCAUGGACAGGCAGACUUACAUGUUACACUUUGUGACUUCUGCUGUCUCAAUAUUUCAAACAUUUUGAAACCAUUUACAAAUCUUCUUGAUUAUUCUUUAUAAGAAAAUGAGAAAAUCUAAAAAAAACCCAAACCACUUAAUUCACCUCAGGUGUCAAAGUAGUUUUGUAAGACCAGAUUGCACAGCAUGAGCAUACAUACAUUUACAAAUCAACUGUGUUGGAUUGUGUCCCCCUUCUCCUUUCUCAGGGAUGGAUAUUUAUGUUACACAAUAAUUAUAAUGAAGACACACCCUAACCGCAGCCUUACUCUGUAAAUGUAUUUGCACUCAGAAGCUUUUUGUUAGGUUCUUUCACACACUGGGGAAAAAAUAAAAACCAAACAAUACAAAGAACAAAUCAGUACUGGAAUGUGGUACCAGACUCUUCCAUUAUUUGUUUUCCUGAUUACAAACGUACAUUGAGGAGUGUCCAAACAGGAGUCUUGCCUUUCUUCAAGCUGCUCUCUGCUUUUGGUAGGAAGCUGUAUUUUCACUUCAUGCCGAAGAUGCUCCAAAACCAACUUCCUAUUGCAAAAAUCUCUGUGAGGUUGAUAAACUUGUUUGUUUGUUUCAUGCUAGAUAAAAUUCUGAGAAAAAAAUGCUGAAGAAGAUGCCUUAAGUAAAUAACCUCAGUCAUGAGGAAACAUAUUUACACUGGGUAACAUUUUAUUGCAAGGUGGCAUGGAAUCUCGGAGGCAUUCUGUCACUCUCUCCCAAGUUGUUAAGCAAUCUGCACUGCCUAUUCAGUAUGGGACCAACAGAAUAUUCAAAUCAAACCACACUGACUUGAACAAUUUUCUUCUUUUUUUUUUUUUUUUUUAAUAAACUAUGGAAAUAGCAUAGCUGAACCAAUGCCCACCAAAACUUUUAUCAAGGUACUUACUGUACAGCUGUAUCUUAGAAAGACAAAUUGUCUAAGACCUAGUUUCUCUAUCCUGUUGCCUCACAAUCGUGGUCACCGAUAAAAGGAAUGGAAAAUCAUAAUGUAUCUUCUGACUGGAAAAAUUAAAUACACAUUUUAAAGUUUUAAAAUAAAAGGACAUUUUAGCUCAUCACUGCUACAAAUUUCUCAAAAAUACGCAUACCAGCAUAAAGUAAGGUGCUCUCAUUUCUGAAUAACUGCUUAAUAACAAAAAGGGAAUCUUGGCUAGUUUUCAGUAACUUUCAAAUAUUUGACACUAGACAGAGGUAGAAUUUUUAUGUUUUACAUGGUAGCAGAUAUAGCAAAUGACCAGCAGCAUUGUGAUGUACUGGAGAUCUCAUUGGCAGCAAAUACACUAUGCUUGGUUUGGCUGGGUCUGAUGGUGCGUAUUAUAAAUUCAGGUCCUUUUGAUUCUGGAAAUUUUGGGGUUUUCUUGCUUUUACUGUAGGGUAUAAAUGCAGUUAAGUGUAGCAUGGUGAAAAGUAACUCUCUAUGCCAAACCUGCCAUUUGAUAUCAAGUGAAUGCCUCCAGAUUCCAAAUGAAACUAUAUCUUACUUGCUGCUUUGCAUUGAUCCAAUUUUGCAAGUCUUUAUUGUACUGUAUAUUAACUGUGAGAGGCUAAUAUAGAUUUCCAAGUAGUUUCAUAGGUACUUCCAUAAUAUUUACAUUAUUCCUAAUACUACACUUUCUAUUAGUUGUAUGGAUAGAUACUUAAAGACAGUUCAAACUGCAGUUAUUUCAGUAUUUUUUUAUGGCUGUUUGCUUCAGAUUUCACCUCUAUAAAAAUCAGUUUUCCCCUUUCAACUGGAAGUCAUGUGAGGCACAAUUCUACUGUUUCAUUUCACAGAAAAUGAAAGAACAUCAUAAUGGGUUUUUGCAAGAUGACAAACGUUGAGUUUGUGUGACAAGCUGCCUAACCACUGUAAGUUAGGAGAAAGCCAGAUCUGUUUGCCUCCAUAGAUUUCCUCUUUUCUUCUUUUUAAUCUCAUCUACUGAUACACACAAUUUUAACAACUUGAUACAAUUCAGGUAACAGGAAUUCACAUUCCAAUACUUUCUGUGACUGCUAAAAGUGCUCUUGUGCUGUGGUUAGUAACGAGGCAUUUAAGGUGUCUAGCUAAAGGAAUUCUACAAGUCAACAGUCUUGUGCAUGUACUUGGAAACAAGACAUAAACACAUUUCUCAUUAUUAUUAUACCUUAAUAGAGGGAUUGGGGUGGGGAGAAAGGGGGAGAGGAGAUCAAAAGGAAAACUAAGUAUCAGCGAAAAAUCAUAGGCUUCGUGGUUCACUUUGUUGUAAAAUCAUCUUUUCCAACAAGAGCAUCAUUUAAUCUUUAGCAAAGGAGGAAUCACUCCAGUCCAUUUAGGGCAUAAUAAUUCAGCAUUAAUCAGUAGGUGCAUUACAAACAAGUUGUUUCAAUAGCCUGGAGAAAGAAUAUUCACACCAGGUUUCAUUAGUACUGAGAUUAUGGGAUAUAAAGAUUACAGGACAGCUAUUGUGAGUGACACAAGAACUAUGUAAACUUUAACUCAAAUAGUAAACUAAGGAUUUUAUGUAUAUUUUUCAUAGGUAUUACUAGUAAUUCUCCCAGAUUAAGUAGAAAAAAAAAAUUGGUUCAAAGAUGAAUUUCCAGUUCAGCCAGUUCAUCUAAUAAGAAGGCUGUGAGAUUCUAUAUAGCCAACAUAGCUACACUUUCAGGAAAUUCUCUGAAAUGCUUUGUUAAUAUUUAUUUUUUAAAAAAAAAAAACCACACAUUUUUUUUUACAUCUGAGCUGUAAAUACCUCAGAAUGUGUUAGACUCGCAGUCAAAUUACUGUGUUUUAAAAUCGUAGAGUUUCAAAUAUCUCCAUUAAUCGUUUAAUAUAUGAUAGCUUUAGGAUAAAAUGAUGAAUUACAAACCACUAGUAGUUUCCAAAACUGAAUGCGAACAAAACUUCUCUUACUAUUUUCAUAUGGAAAGAGUGUGUUUGGGGUUUUGUAGCAUCUGCUAGAUGUUAGAAAAGAAGCAGAAGUAUCAGCAAAGUCAUAAGACUCCAUUCUCAUGAUGGUUCCUCCUGAGUUUUGCAGAUAUGAGAAGCCUGAACAGCUCAGAUUAUGUUUUGAAAUCUGGGUGCUUACUCAAACUAACCUCAAAGUUUUACCCUUUUGCUGUUUCACCCAGCAGUGAACCUCAAACAUUCUCCUGGCAUAGCAACAAACAUCGCAGGCUUGGGAAGCACUGCUCUGGCAAGGUGCAGAUGUCUUUGCAGUCCUCCGUUUGGACGCGUGUGCACCUCUCUUGCCUCCUCCCUUCCCCAUGCAAUCUGUUGAGGUGAUUCCCCACAAACUAAAAAAUUGCCCUAUUUUUUUAUUUUUAGUUUCAGCAUAUAACAACAGUUUUAUGAUUAUUAAGAAAGCCCUGGAAGUUUGUUUUUCUCCAGCCAUGAUUCUAGCUUCCUCUAAGAGUUGAGUUUAACUGCCUUGCUAUAGGAAAUGGGUGCAAGUUAAAAUCAUCACAUCACUACCACCACUCGACUGAAAGUAAAGACACCCUUAGAAACUCAUUCAUCCCUUCCAUUAACCUCAUCCUGUGCAAAGGCCUGAAGUGCAUUAAUGGCCACAUGAAUUCAAUUUUCAUCUUGCUUCUUAGAAAGCAGUCCUGGUAAACUCCUGGCAGCUAGAUUUUAUUGUGAGAAUUGUUUAUAUCGGCGAACUAUUUGUUCCUUGCUUUUAUAAUGUAGGCAUACUAUCCGUUUAUGUUAUAUAACUGCAAAGGUAUAUAUUUAUAACAAGUCAUCAGAAGCCUCUGUUUGAUGGUAACAUCUAAUUCCUGUAUAUACCCUACCCCCUGUACUGCAUUAACCUUUGCAAUAACUUUUAGCUAUGAAAGCCUCUGUACACCUUUAAAACCUCAUCACCUCCUGUCCAGACAUUCAGCGCUUUCCAUGCUUCAUGCAGCCAGGCAGCAAAAGGCUGUGCGAAGAGCUUAUCUGUUUCUACCUAUUCACAUUCACAACUGCUUUUCUCCAGUUCUUUGCCAUGAGUUCUAGAAUGUGUACUCUUUGAAGUGCAUUGUUGUUUUGGGAUACACGGUUUGUGAAGAAAGAAUGAGGAAAAUGAACCCUGCAUACUUAAAGCUUGCUUUUUCAUUGCCAUUUGAUUUACUAAUUUCAUUAGGUGAUGCCUACGAACUGACUUUCAGGUGCUCUUUUACUCCAUCACACCACCUGUUUGUGCAUUGGGUGCUAACAUAUGGUCUAUGUCAGUGAAUGGUAUGAUGAAUGUCUGUAUCUUUACCUCUUUGGGGGAUAAAGCUAUAGCCUUAGGCAGAAGAAAAUAACCGAGUUAUACUUGUUUACCCCAUAAGCCAGAAUAUAAAACGCAAAACCCCAUCCACUGAUAUAGGUUAUAUAUAUAUAUAUGGAUUUAUAGAAGCAUAUGCACAUAUAUAUAAAUACAUAUAUAUGUGUAAACUGUAUAGUACGUAUACACAGCAGUGUGUAUAUACUACACACUGAAUAACGAAGGGAUGUCUACAGAACACAAAUAGGUAUCCAUUUCAUUAUGACUAGUGAUGGGUCUGAACCAGAAUCCUAGAUCCACACCAUUGCAUUUGGAAAGUUUGAAGCUGUUUUUUUGAGAUUUGUGGUUGAAUUUCAUCUCUGGUUACAGCUGCAGUUACUUGUGUAUGUAUGCAUUCGGGGGGACGGGUGGGCAUGUGCACACGUGGUUUUUCACAAGCACAUGCCUGUGUGGGUGACAGAGAAUAUGUGUGCCAGUAAGUGUGCACGUGUUUACAUAUAUUCUUCCAGCUUUAGUGAACUAAAUGUUACCGGCAUCAUCUUUACUUCUACAGUUUUAUCAGCAGCACAUGAAUGCUUCCAUGGGUCACUUUUCAACUCUUUAAAUCACUACAUUGAAGUAUUACAGUUGUACAGUUGUAUGUUCAUCUAUUCUUGCUCUGCUGUAACUUUUUAUGUAUUUUGUACUGCAUAGAUUAUAUAUUGUGAUAAUGUCCUAUGCAACAACAAUAACAAAGGAAAAAAAAGGAAAAAGAAAGAAAAUUAACAACUGUAAAAUAUCGUCUUAACUUGUAUGCAUGGUUAGUGACGUUUACAUUUUCCAAAAUAAAACUUAUAACUAUGAAA